Nezara viridula (southern green stink bug) is the source of this 5941-nucleotide messenger RNA. NCBI's taxonomy places the organism in Eukaryota, Metazoa, Arthropoda, Insecta, Hemiptera, Pentatomidae. The record is from the annotation of a GenBank genome assembly.
GAAGUAAAUAGGCCAGUUGGUUGGCGUCUGCUCAACGGGUCGGGUUUAGUUUUCGUCCGCUGGUCUUUGUUUCACGUCUUCAUUUUGUUCCGCCUGUUUUGUUUAUUAUUAUUUCUUUGUUUUACUUAUAAACCAUUACAGAGUGGCUCACCAAUGCACUUGACAUUCAAGCUCUUAGUGAGGAGAAAGAUCUAAAUAGGCUGGGAGACGUGAACUAGACAUGAGGUGACCAAGAGACAAGAUGCCUGCAGAAUACAGCAGGCUCAAUGGGUGGAAAGACCCAUGGAGGAGAUCACGGAUAGGCCUGCUUACAUUGGCUUUCUUGUCGUCGCUUUGCUUCGCUUCAUUCCUCCUGAGCCAGAGGUUCGUGACCACGCUGCCGGCUUCACCCUACACCAUUGGCAGGUCCAUUCAGAGUUUGCCGAGUAACGAGUUGACAGAAGUUGUCAACAUAUCUCAAGAUAUUGAAGAUGUACUUUCACUCCAGAAAGAGAAGAUUGUUGAUGAUAUUUUAAAAAGCUAUCAUUUUCCUGGAGGUCCUGGUUUAAGAAACCAAAGCAGGCCAUUAUCUGAUCUGGUUCCUGUACUUGGUGGCCAACCAUUGAGAAGCGUGAUAAUUGCGACCUGGAGGUCUGGCUCUACAUUUCUUGGUGAUAUUUUAAACAGUGUUCCUGGUAACUUCUAUCAUUAUGAACCACUCCUCGAUCAUGGAAUAGUUCAAGUACGAGGACCACCACGGUCCAAAGAAUCUCUGCGCUAUAUCAGAAACUUGCUUAAUUGCAACUACACAGAUAUGGAUAAAUAUUUGUCAUAUGGACAAGACCAUACCUGGCUGUUUACUCACAACAUUAGACUGUGGGAGAAGUGCACAGAGUACCCCCAUCUCUGCUGGCUGCCAAUCUUUCUUAACCGAUUCUGCUCUCUAUUCCCAUUUCAGUCAAUGAAGUUGGUCAGGCUUCGACUCAAACUGGCUGAAGAGCUUUUAACAGAUGAAAAGCUUGGAGUGAAGGUGGUUUUAGUCGUACGAGACCCAAGGGGAACAAUGCAGUCAAGGAGACAUCGGGACUGGUGCCCCGGAAACCCUGACUGUGAUGACCCAACACUACUCUGUGCAGACCUUGUUGCUGACUAUUCAGCAGCUCUUAGUUUUAUCAAGAAAUAUCCUAAAAAAUUCAAAAUCGUUCGGUAUGAAGAUUUUUCUCUCGAUCCUUACAAGGGUACUGAAGAUCUUUUUAAAUUCCUUGGUGUAAACUUUGGACCAGAAGUAAAAAAGUUUCUAGAUACUCAUACGAAAGCUAACUCAGGAGGAGUUUCAAGUACAUUCAGGAACAGCAAAAAUGCACCUUUCCAUUGGCGAUCAGAUUUAUCAUUUUCCGAGGUUCAGAAUAUUCAGAGAAAAUGUUCGUCAGCCAUGGAUCUUUGGGGGUAUUCAAAAGCAGUCAAUGCUUCACAUCAGAGGUUUUUUGAUCCUAUCAAGAAGAAAUUCAGCCUCAAACCAUGAAUUUCGAAGCCUUGUUGAUUUAUACAUUUGUGCAAUUAUGUUUAGUUAUACUGAUAGACAAGUACCAUUCACUAUCAAUUAGGCUUUGGAAAUUUCCUAAAGAUCAAUUCAUUCUCACCAAUCCUGUAUUUGGCAUCAUCCAAGAUUUACAUUAAUACAGGUUUUAAAAAUUAAACUGACAUUUCUGAAUCAUUAAAUACAUCUAGGAUAAGAUAGAGCUAGAAGGAAAAGUGAGAUAAGUCUGGGAAGAUAUCCUAGUUAGAGUACUUAAUCAGCGGAAAACUACGUCAACUUCAUCAGCAGAUAUGGAUUGUUUCAAAAUAGACUGAACUGAUAUGCUAAUUAUGUACAAUUUCAUACCCAUUUGCAAUAUUUUGAUACUUUUAAGAUCCUAAUAAAUGUUAUUCAAAUGGUAUACACAUAUCAUUGAAUAGUAUCUCAUAGUAAUAAAAUUUUGUAAGGGAUUACAUUUUCAAUGAACAAUUUUACAGUCACCUUGCUGCAUGUGAAUAUAUUCACAUACACUAAGUUCAAUACAUAUACUAAAUUAAAUAGUUGGUGAACAAAAUAUAAUCAAAAAGGUUUGGAUUUGUUUAUUUUUACCCGUUUUGGUAAGGGUUAAAUUUAGCUCCUUCAUGUUGCCUCGGCUCUUCCUACUAACAAGCAAUGUUUUGGACUUGUUAUGCUAGAAAAAUCAACUCUAAACUGCUAUAAUAUAUAUAAAUUAUUUAUGCUUGGUAAAUAGUUGGUAUUAUUAAUGAGUUGAUAGGAACAAUCCAUUAUCAUUAAUUUCUACAUUGUGCGAUUUAACAAAUAUGUAUUUAUUUUAUUUUUGCAUUCUCAAGAACAAAAUGUGCUUAAAAGUGUCCUUAGAGCUAGUGUUUAAAUUUAAAAUAAUUACUUUUUGUGAUUUUUUUAUCAUUGAAUGAAUUAAAUAUUUAUUUCUAAUAAACUAAUACAAAUUUUCUGAUAAAAUUGGCCAAUAUAUAUAUUUUCAUUUGAUUAAAGAAUUCAUUAUAUACAAUAUUCUUUUUAAAUAUUUAAAAUAAAAAGCUCAUUACUUUUAAUGAAUUGGAAAAUUAAUAUGAUUGCUAAAUUUGAGGGAACAAUUUAUAAUACCAAGAGCUCCGUCCUGAUCAAAACAUUGAUUGUAUUUUUACAUAUCUGCUGACAUAUCAAUUAAAAUAUUACGUAAUUCUAUUUCCUUAUUUGGGAACAUAACUUUUAAAAAUUGUUAAAUUUUAUCUAUAUUGUUUAUUAAAUUUUUAUUUUAAAAGUUAGAAACUUAAUUGUUUUCGUCUGAUAAAAUAGUUUUUUGAAGAUUUUUUUAUAACCUUUAAGUUGCUCCAAUUAUAAAUUUAAUAAAUGAAAAUAAAAUGUGGGUGAAAAUUUGAUUUUAGAGCAAAAUAUAAAUAAACCAGAUAUGUUUGUAUUUACAUAACUGUAUGCUUUAGAAACAAUCCGCUAUGAAAAAGUUUUGAUUUUAUUAACUCCCUUGUAUUUUAUUUACUUUUCAAACAUAAACUAGAAUAAAGUUUAUUUUCUAUUCUAGAAGUAACACUGCUCAUACAGACGUUGUUCUGUUUCUAAGUGUGAGGGAAAUUAUAUUUUAUGUAUGUUUUAAAAUAAAUCUUGUAUUUGAUUUUUAUUAUGAAAAUGUAUUUUGUAUAUCUUUGUAAAGUAAUAAGUCUCUGCAAUAUGUAGAACUUUGGUUUGACUUCUAAUAAUGAGUAUUGCUGUAAAAAUGGAACUAGGCCUUUUAGACAAAUCCUGUAAAAUGAGCUUUAUGUAAGCAUUUAUUUUUUUAAAAAAAUUGUAAAUAUGUAGAAGAUUAAUGUUAUGUUUAAGCUAUAAUAAUUUAUAUCUAAAAAUGUUUUUAGUUUUUACGUUAUUAGACUUGGUAGGAAAUUGAAUAUUAUUAAAUUUAUGAAGCAUUUUUUAUUAGUAUAUAUUCCUCAAAUAUCAAAUGCCUGAUGGUGUGGAUUUGGUUAAAUAUUUCUGAAUCAGUACGGAAUCACACUAACUAAGGUGAUAUUGGGAUAAUAAAAUAAAUUUCUGAUUUGUAUUGGACCUUGUCUGAAAUGUUUCCUGUACAAAUCUGACAAAUAUGUUUGGUAUAAGUUUCCUAUUAAAACUUAUAAAGUUUAAGUAAAGUUUAUGGGUAAAAUUAGAGCAUUACUGUUAAAGAAAAUAGUGAUGUAAAAAUAGAAUAGGUUAGAACAAAAUUUUAAAUAACUAUUGCAUGUUGCAGAAAAGGUAAUGGUUGUAAGAAUGAUUUGAUGAUAAUAAAAAAAUUAAUAAUAAAAUAUUGACAUUAGUAAAGCCAGUAAAUAUCAAACUAAAAAGUUCCUUAUAUUGAAAUUAAUUGUAAAAAAAACAUUACAAUUUUUCAUUUAAUUUAAAAAUUAGCAUACUCAUACAGUCCAGGUGAAAACCAGUUUAUGUAAUUUUUUUUUUAUGCAAAGAUUUUUUUUUAGAAAAGAAAUCCAAUUAUUUUAAACUUAAAAAGGAAAAAGAAAAAAACACUAUAUUUCAUUAUAAUAAAUUUAAGUGAAUAUUCCUUAUUUAUUUAUCAAAUGGUUAUAUGUACUAAUUUUUUGAAAAAUGAAAAGUAAUUUCUCUCAUUUUUUUUUUAAUUACUUUUAAGGUCUUUUUAAGAAAUAUCAUGUUCCAGGUAAAGGGAUUUUAUUCAAAAUUUAUUUAAGUUUUUGUUAUUUUAAUCGUAAGUUAAAGUACAUAUGAAAACAUUUAUAUAUUGAUAGCUUACAUAAAUGGGAUUUAUAUUUUUCAUGAAGAUAAUACUUUCAUGAAUCAAGAACAACAUAUUUGGAACUUAAGAACAUUUGUAAAAAGUAAAAUGAAAUGGCAACAUUAAAUAUUGUGAAAUAUGUGUUUACAUUUUCAAUUGGUCACUAUUAAUUUCUGUGUGUUUAUAGUUUUAAAUUCUUUAAUAUAACUUUUGAAAAUUAGGUAAACUCCUAAAAUAUUUCUAUGCCUCUUUCUUGCCUUUCUAAUUAGUUAAUAAUGAUAAAAAUAAAAACAAAAUAAAAUAUCAAUUUUAAAGUCCUCACCAUUGCCAUGUGUUUCAUAAACAGUGACAAAAAGAAAAUAGCAUCAUAUUUUCAAAUAAAGUGCUCUAAUUUCAUCCAGAAUUCAUUACAAAACUUUGUUUGAAUAUCCAAAAUAGCCGUAUUAAAACUCUGCCUUGCUUAUCAGUGCCUUUUAAAAUAUUUGCCAUAAUAGCACUUUCUAGAAAAUUUAUUAUUAGUUUAAUAGUUAAACAUAAUUCACAAAGUUAUAGAUUGCAGGAGAGCAAAUCUCUAAUUGUUCAGUUUUAGGUAUUUUGUAUAUAGUAAUCAAUCAAGCUAUAAGUGCACAUUAGUAUUUGUAUUUAUAUUAAUUUUUAGUUACACCUGUUGAUGGAAUAAAUAAUUUUCAAUAAAAAUCAUCAAUCAACUCAUUUUAACAUGUUUUCUGCCUUGGUACUUUUCAAAAUUAUGAGAUGUUGAGCCAAUUUAAUUAAAUUUUAUUGUAUAUAUUAUAAACACUCUAAUUAUAAUAUUUAGUAAUCAUAAAAAAAUAACAUUUUUAAAAAAUAAGUUAUAGCAAAUUAUCUCAUAUUUGGCUUAUGUAACAGAAAGCUCUUGUGAAAACGAACUUGUGCACCGGCACCAAUAAUAAUAAAUAAGUUUUCUGUUCUUUUAUCAUAUCUGAACAAUUAUGGCAAGUAAAAAAAAUAAAGAAAUGACUUACAGUUGGUCCUAGUCUAUAAUCUCAACUAAAAAAUAACUUGUAGUAAAUGUCCUAGGAAAAACGUGUACCAGUUGACAGUCUUCAUGCUAAUAUUUUCAGUACAUAUUUGACAAAGUUUGUAACGGUAUUUUCGUAAUAUAAGUCUUCACCAACCAUUUUAUUUCAGUAAAAUUUUAUAAAUUACUACUGUGCACUUUGUAGCAAUCUUUUAAAUAGGUACUUACAGAAUGAAUAAAGUAGUCUGUGAUAUAAUGUCGAUAGAUAAAAAAUAUAAAUUAUUCUAGAGCUAUAGUUGUUAUGUUGAUAAAUAUUUAAGUUGGUGUAAUUUUAUUUCUAAUUUUAUAAGUUAUUUUUAAUUUUUUGUAAAUAAAAUUUUGUUUUUCUGUAUCUUUGUACAGUUUUACUUCCCUUCAAUGAAGUAAUGAUGUAGAAACUAUUGCCUGAUUUAAUUUGUUUUUAAUCUGUAACUUAAUCUAACAGUAAUGAAAAAAUAAUACAUUCAAAAAUAUAUUAAAUUUAAGCAAAAUGUUAGUUGAUAAGUUCUAAUAAAUCCAUUAAACUGUUAUAUAUUGUUGAUUUCUUUUUUAUUAUAUAUCUAAUACCUAUGUUAAAUUAAUAAAAUUUUAGUUUGAUAAAAUCAACAUGUCUAUACUAAAAUAUGAAACCUAUAAUUCUUUUCUAUGACAU